This is a messenger RNA of Lepus europaeus (European hare), 5727 nucleotides long. RefSeq names its product iron responsive element binding protein 2 (gene IREB2). The record is from RefSeq and is a predicted model, not a curated record. Gene Ontology annotation, molecular function: 4 iron, 4 sulfur cluster binding; iron-responsive element binding; aconitate hydratase activity. Gene Ontology annotation, cellular component: mitochondrion; cytosol. NCBI's taxonomy places the organism in Eukaryota, Metazoa, Chordata, Mammalia, Lagomorpha, Leporidae. Gene Ontology annotation, biological process: citrate metabolic process; tricarboxylic acid cycle. The coding region runs from base 77 to 2968 and encodes 963 amino acids. The transcript is spliced from 22 exons.
UCUUCCCCGCCCGGCCUUCCCCCCCCAGCCUUCCCCCGCCGGCCCCCUCCCCGCGGGGAGAAUAUGGUCUCCGGCGAUGGACGCCCCACGCGCAGGAUCUGCCUUUGAGUACCUUAUUGAAACGUUAAGUGGUAGUUCACAUAAGAAGUUCUUCAAUGUACCCAAGCUUGGAGGCACCAAGUAUGAUGUUCUGCCUUACUCAAUACGGGUCCUGUUGGAAGCUGCUGUACGAAAUUGUGAUGGCUUUUUAAUGAAAAAGGAAGAUGUUAUGAACAUUUUAGACUGGAAAACCAAACAAAGCAAUGUUGAAGUGCCCUUUUUCCCAGCCCGUGUUCUCCUUCAAGAUUUUACUGGAAUCCCAGCUAUGGUGGACUUUGCUGCUAUGCGAGAGGCGGUGAAGGCUCUUGGAGGUGAUCCUAAGAAAGUGCAUCCUGCCUGCCCGACAGAUCUCACAGUCGACCAUUCUUUACAGAUCGACUUCAGUAAAUGUGCAAUACAGAACGCGCCGAAUCCUGGAGGUGGUGAGCUGCAGAAGGCAGGCAAGCUGUCUCCACUCAGAGCGCAGCCCAAGAAGCUACCCUGCAGAGGCCAGACUGCCUGCCGAGGGCCCUGCGACUCUGCAGACCUGGGCCGACACCCGGGAGCCUUCGCUUCGCAGAUUGAGAACACGCCCAUCCUGUGUCCUUUCCAUCUGCAGCCAGUGCCUGAACCUGAAACAGUGUUAAAAAAUCAAGAAGUAGAAUUUGGCAGAAAUCGCGAGAGGCUUCAGUUUUUCAAGUGGAGUUCCCGAGUGUUUCGGAAUGUGGCUGUGAUCCCUCCUGGAACUGGAACGGCUCAUCAAGUAAACCUAGAGUAUUUGUCAAGAGUAGUGUCUGAGGAAGAGAACCUCCUCUUCCCAGACAGCGUGGUCGGCACGGAUUCUCACAUAACCAUGGUGAAUGGCUUGGGGAUUCUAGGCUGGGGGGUUGGAGGCAUUGAAACAGAGGCUGUGAUGCUUGGUCUGCCAGUUUCUCUUACUUUGCCAGAGGUGGUUGGAUGUGAGUUGAUGGGGUCAUCAAACCCCUUUGUUACAUCCAUAGAUGUCGUCCUUGGCAUUACGAAGCACCUUAGGCAAGUAGGAGUUGCUGGAAAGUUUGUCGAGUUUUUUGGCAGUGGCGUUUCUCAGCUGUCGGUCGUUGAUCGGACUACAAUAGCAAACAUGUGUCCAGAAUACGGUGCUGUCCUCAGCUUUUUCCCUGUUGACAAUGUGACGCUGAAACACUUAGAACACACAGGUUUUGACAAAGCCAGACUCAAGUCCAUGGAAACAUACCUUAAAGCUGUGAAAUUGUUUAGAAAUGACCAGAAUCCUGGAGAACCUGAGUAUUCCCAGGUCAUCCAGAUCCACCUGAAUUCAAUAGUUGCGUCUGUCAGUGGUCCAAAGAGACCUCAGGAUAGAGUUGCUGUGACAGACAUGAAAAGUGAUUUCCAGUCUUGCUUGAAUGAAAAGGUUGGAUUUAAAGGCUUCCAAAUCGCAGCUGAAAAGCAAAAGGAUAUCGUGUCUCUUCAGUAUGAAGGAAGUGAAUAUAAGCUGUCUCACGGGUCCGUGGUCAUCGCUGCCGUUAUCAGCUGCACCAAUAAUUGCAACCCUUCCGUCAUGCUCGCUGCAGGUCUUUUGGCUAAAAAGGCUGUGGAAGCUGGACUGCGAGUUAAACCUUACAUCAGAACCAGCUUGUCCCCAGGCAGUGGCAUGGUUACACAUUACCUCAGUUCAAGCGGAGUGUUACCGUAUCUCAGUAAGCUCGGGUUUGAAAUAGUUGGCUAUGGAUGUUCAACCUGUGUGGGGAACACAGCACCCUUGUCAGAAGCAGUUUUAAAUGCAGUAAAGCAGGGUGAUUUGGUUACCUGUGGAGUUUUUUCUGGAAACAAAAAUUUUGAAGGUCGUCUUUGUGAUUGUGUUCGUGCCAAUUACCUUGCCUCUCCACCCCUAGUGGUGGCUUAUGCCAUAGCCGGCACAGUGGAUAUAGAUUUCCUGACGGAGCCUUUAGGGACCGACCCUACUGGCAAGAAUAUUUACCUGCACAAUAUUUGGCCUGAUAGAGAAGAAGUUCACCGGGUCGAGGAAGAACAUGUUAUAUUCUCCAUGUUUAAAGCGUUAAAGGAAAAGGUAGAGACUGGAAAUAAGCGAUGGCAUUCCUUAGAAGCACCUGAUUCAGUUUUGUUUCCGUGGGACGUAAAGUCUACUUACAUCCGAUGUCCUUCCUUCUUUGAUAAGCUUACCAAAGAACCAGUUGCACUGCAAGCUAUUGAGAAUGCCCACGUCUUACUGCACCUGGGGGACUCUGUCACCACGGAUCACAUAUCUCCCGCGGGGAGCAUCGCCCGGAGCAGUGCUGCUGCCAAGUACUUGACAAACAGAGGCCUUACCCCCCGUGAAUUCAACUCAUAUGGAGCCCGAAGAGGCAAUGAUGCUGUGAUGACAAGAGGCACAUUUGCAAAUAUCAAGCUUUUCAAUAAAUUUAUUGGAAAACCAGCUCCCAAAACCAUCCAUUUCCCAUCAGGACAGACGCUGGAUGUGUUUGAAGCUGCAGAGCUGUACCAGAAGGAAGGUAUCCCGCUGAUAAUCUUGGCAGGGAAGAAAUACGGCUCUGGAAAUUCAAGAGACUGGGCUGCCAAAGGACCCUACUUACUGGGUGUGAAAGCUGUUUUGGCUGAAAGUUAUGAAAAAAUACACAAAGAUCAUCUGAUUGGAAUUGGCAUAGUUCCACUUCAGUUUCUUCCAGGAGAAAAUGCAGAGUCCUUGGGCCUGUCCGGCAGAGAAACGUUUUCUUUAACCUUCCCUGAAGAACUCUCUCCUGGGAUUACAUUAACUAUAAAGACAAGUUCUGGAAAAGUAUUCAACGUGAUUGCUGCAUUUGAAAACGAUGUCGAGGUAACAUUGUACAAGCAUGGAGGCUUAUUGAACUUCGUGGCACGAAAAUUCUCCUAGUAUCUGCCCAUCGGGGAGAGACUGCUGCGUGGCGCCGCAGAGCCCUGCGCUGAGCUGGCGCCACCGCGGAGGUGCCGGCGGCCCCAGUGCACUCAGUUAUCGUCCACGGAUGUAGUGAUUACGAAUCAUCGCAGGGACUGAAAUGAAGUCUUCUUGAUUUUAAAUCAUAUCCGAAUGGUGCUAUUAACAUUGCUAAAAUCAGCGUGUGAAGUGUGUUGUUGAAGAGACCUGUAAGUAUGGGGAGGGGUGUAUUUUAUCAGACCAUUUGUAAAUAAAGGCAGAGUUUGAACUUGUUGAAGAUUCCUGUAUGGGUAACCUGGAGUUGUCUGCUCAGCUUUGCUCCUGUACUCUGCUACUGUUUGUUGGUUUAAGAUCAGCACAUUGGACUAGAAGGAGGUAGACUCUGAAACUGUGGAAGUUGGAAUCUGAUCUAUAAAGGACUUUUAAGUCUGUUAAUUCCCUUUUAGCAGUGCGCUGGACACAGUUGGCAUUCUUAGUUUGUGAACGAGCCAGGUUUAUCGUAGACUCAAGGAUGAACUUGCCCCAGGUUGCAAUCAUUCUGUCCACCCCAGCCAGAUCCUCCGUGGAGAGGCACUGCAGCGGAGCACAGCUGACCGCUCGGCCCUGGGCAGCGACCACGAGGGUGAGCCUCCCCCAGGGCAAGCCCUCUGGCGAGCCGCGCCACUUGAUUUGAUUCUCUUGCUCACUUUCUGUGAUGCUAUAACUCCCUGUGACCUAGUUAGGUACUGCUAACUGAAAUUCCAUACUUGUUUUCUAGUUGCUAAAGAGAACUUGAACCAUUAAGCUCUGUGCCGGCCCCCUCUAGACUCUUAAAUGACCCACCCUAAAGGACAUGGAUGCUCAGCUCUAGGCAUUUUUAAGUAUUGCUGUUUCUUAAUUAUUUAAGUUGGUUUGAAAUCAUUGUUUUGCCUGGGUCACAUGGUUUCUGUUCAUUCUGUUACGUUACUGUGUGAUCCAAGCUGACCGUAAGGGCGAGAUACUUCAGUUGUGGCUGAGUGCUGUGUAUUCCCGACACACGAGUCUGCCCACGUCAGACGGGCCGCGUUAGCUCCAGAAGAUGUCAUGCUUAGCAGGUGCAGGGCCGUGGUGAUUUUUCCUGCACGUGAAGAUUUACAUAUAAAGCAGUUACAUCCGUGCAGUUCCCAGCCAGCUCACGCUGCUCAGAGUGAAGACUUGCAAGCUAAAGAUGCUGGGACGACAGCCAGUGGGCAGCGACCACUGAGAGCCACGCACAAAGUCAAUCAUGGUAUCUGAGAGUAUUUUGCAAAUAUGUACUUAAACAGGAAGAUGGAUGAGUUUAUCCAGACAAUUUCCCUUCUGUAAAUGUUUGUGUUUUCUUUGGUACUUGAAGCCAUGCUUUGUUCUUCAUAUAUACUGUGUGUCUCUCAGUGCAUGUAUGUUUGACUCACGUGAAAACAUGAGUUGGGGUGGAGAAUUUACAAGUUAAAUGUUGGACACCUGUUACAUGCUUUGAAAAACUGGUCAUUCCACAUUAGGUGGGUGGGUGGGGUCUGUGGAAGGCACACUCGACAUACAGUCUGUAGGCAGAGGCACGGGCUGGUCAUCAUGGCUGAGCCUGGGGUGAGAGACGUGGGACACAGGUGACACUGGCCGCCUGUGAAGGAGACGUCGGCGUCUCCAGGCCUGCUGGUGCAGUGGUGAUACAAGCAAAUUGUGUAUUUCAGGAACAAAACCAAAGUUCCCUUAAUCAGCUGCUUGUAUACGUUGGAGCAAGUGCUUAAAUAGCAGGGUUAUAAGUUGGGGAGAGUCGUAGCUGUGUGUCCCAGUGUGUGUACCUGGUAAUUCUGCCUCUAGCCAAAUGCUGUGUUUACAGAGAUGUGGCAUCUGCUGGUUUUUAUUGUUUUAUUUACCUCCUCUAUGACUGCAUCUGGGUAAUUCUGUGUUACAAAAGGGAGUGUAGAAGCGCAAGGAAAAGCAAGUCCGUGUUGUGAACUUGGAAGUUCAGUUUCAGCAGCAGUUUCUACCUUGUAAACAGCACUGUGCUACACACUUUUUUUUUUUUUUUUUACCUUUGGGUUUGGUUUUGCUGCUCCUGAAAGAUGAAAUCAGUGACAGUGUCAUCCUGCCCCUGAGUUGCCGUUAUCCCUCAGAGGUUCCCACGAUGGCAGUGGCCCUGUCCAGCUCUGUCAUCUGCUGACAUUUGAAUGAGAGCUGUCAGAAACCUGUCAGAUCGCUCAGUGUUUCCCAUUGGUAAUCGGACAGCAGGUGUACCAAAACAAAGCAGGUGCGGCUGAAACCUCAGAGUUGCGGCUGUUGGCACGUACCGUAACGAGGUGGUUGUGUCCACUUUCUCUGUGAUGAGUGACACGAGAACAGUUCCUUGACUGACAUUUUUCUAGGGUUGAAUUAAAAGACUCUUCUGCCUUUAGAUUUAGAGGAUACUAAAAUCCUGGCUGUUGACCCUCAGUUUGAUUUGGAGUAACGAAAGGGCAAGGGGAUGGACGUGACAGCAUUUUCCAUGGGUUUUCCCCCGAUGGACAGUAGUGCCGAUGUUUCUAUCAGUUUUACACAUAAUAUGUGGUGAUGAGACCAUGUAUCUCACUGAAGUAACUAUAAAUCAUUGUCUAUUAUUUAAAGCCAACAAAACAGUGUAACAGUUGUAAGUUCAAUAAUGUUAAGUAUUGUAUAGAAAUAUAUUGGAGGCAAAGUCCAGUUGAUGACAAUUGUGUAUAUGUUACUGAUGCUGUAAAUUAUUUUUAAUAAAGAGAAUUGUAUUA